Molecule: messenger RNA, 2932 nt
Organism: Eufriesea mexicana
Lineage: Eukaryota; Metazoa; Arthropoda; Insecta; Hymenoptera; Apidae
Product: succinate dehydrogenase [ubiquinone] flavoprotein subunit, mitochondrial
Exons: 13
Coding region: 1-1977 (658 amino acids)
Biological process (GO): mitochondrial electron transport, succinate to ubiquinone; tricarboxylic acid cycle
Cellular component (GO): respiratory chain complex II (succinate dehydrogenase)
Molecular function (GO): electron transfer activity; flavin adenine dinucleotide binding; succinate dehydrogenase (quinone) activity
Source: RefSeq, a predicted model, not a curated record
AUGUUACGAUCCACGUACCAAUUGUCACGAUUUUUACGAUUUGCUUCGCGAUAUCAAGGCUUGAACAGGAAGUGCAAUCGACGUUUUCACGUGAACGUCAGUCCAGGAGAAAAGGCUAAAUGUGGCACCGAAGGCAGUAACAGUUAUCCCAUGAUAGAUCAUUGUUAUGACGUGGUUGUCGUAGGCGCAGGUGGUGCUGGAUUGAGGGCAGCAUUUGGCUUAGGAAGUAAGGGAUACCGUGUGGCAGUGGUUACAAAAUUAUUUCCGACUCGAUCUCACACCGUGGCUGCUCAAGGUGGAAUAAAUGCUGCAAUCGAUAACGACAAGGACGAUAAUUGGCUUUACCAUAUGUACGAUACCGUUAAAGGGUCCGAUUGGCUAGGAGAUCAGGAUGCAAUACACUUUCUAACGAGAGAAGCACCACGUGCUGUCUACGAACUUGAAAACUAUGGUUGUCCUUUCAGCCGCACGGACGAUGGAAAGAUCUACCAACGGGCAUUUGGUGGUCAGUCGUUGAAGUUUGGAAAAGGCGGUCAAGCUCACAGAACUUGCGCGGUCGCGGAUAGAACUGGUCACGCAAUACUGCACACUUUAUACGGGCAGAGCCUCCGUUACGACGUGCAUUAUUACGUGGAGUACUUUGCCCUUGAUCUUCUUAUGGUCGGGCGAUGCUGCAAGGGCGUCUUAGCAUGGGAACUAGAAACCGGACUUUUGCAUCGCUUCAGGGCCCACCAUACGGUAUUAGCCACGGGAGGAGCAGGAAGAUGUUACCUAUCCUGUACAGCGGCUCACGCAUGCACCGGAGAUGGCAUGGCGAUCGCUUCCAGAGCUGGAUUGCCCCUUCAAGAUAUGGAGUUCAUCCAGUUUCAUCCAACCGGGAUAUACGGCAGCGGCAUCUUGAUAACAGAGGGCAGCAGGGGCGAGGGAGGUAAGCUGCUGAAUUCUGAAGGAGAGUUCUUUAUGGAACGAUACGCGCCAAAUGCAAAGGAUCUCGCAUCCCGUGACAUCGUCUCGAGAGCAAUAACAAUGGAAAUAUUCGAAGGAAGAGGUGUAGGCCCUAGAAAGGAUCAUGUGUUCCUUCAACUGCAUCACCUACCCGUAGAAACGAUACGCAACCGUCUGCCAGGAAUUUCGCAUUUAUCCUGGGUGUUCAGCGGCGUGGACGUGGAAAAGGAACCGAUACCUGUCAUUCCCACGGUGCACUACAACAUGGGCGGCAUACCCACCAACUGGAAGGCACAGGUUCUGACACGUGAAAAUGAGGAGGACAGCGUGAUUGAAGGACUCUGGGCGGCAGGUGAAACCGCCUGCGUGUCCGUCCAUGGCGCCAAUCGAUUAGGUGCCAACAGCCUUCUGGAGCUGGUCGUUUUCGGCAAGGCGAUCGCCGAUCAGAUCGACUGCAUGACCAGGCCUGGCGAACGUCACGAGGAUUUACCAUCCACUGUUGGCGAGGAGACCAUUUGCCGUUUCGACGCGACUCGUUAUGCAAAAGGUUGCAUUCCCGUCGCUGAGCUACGAGAAGACAUGCAUCAGACUAUGCACAGAUAUUGUUCGGUGUUUAGAACCUGUCAUAUACUGCAGCGUGGAUGUCGUGAAAUGACGCGACUGUAUACCUGUGAUUUGCCGGAUAUAUGUGUUCAGGACCAGUCUCUAAUCUGGAACACAGAGCUAUUAGAAGCGAUAGAGUUACAAAACAUGAUGCUAGUUUGCAUGCAUAUCGUUUAUGCGGCAGAGAACAGGAAAGAGUCUCGGGGAUCACAUGCCCGGGAUGAUUACAAAGAACGAAUCGACGAGUAUGAUUACUCGAAGCCUAUCGAAAAUCAGAAGAAACGACCAUACAGCGAACACUGGCGUAAACAUACCCUCACGUGGGCUCGAGCAGAUGGCACGAUCAGUAUUUCUUAUCGUCCUGUCAUCGACACAACACUGGACGAAGCAGAGGCCCAACACGUUCCUCCAACAGUUCGAGUAUAUUAAUACGACGAUAUUAUUAUAAGACCAUAUGUUAUAAGACGAUCCAGAACUUUUCCUUUCCGUUCUUUUCAAUCUUUUUGACACACCAUCGAUAACCAACAUUCUUCGUAUUAACAUGGCCGAUAACGCUGACACGAGCCACGUUCGUUAUCUUGGAAUUACAAGAGCAACGUACACAUAUAGGUUUCGCCUCUGCUCUAUAUGUCGUUUAUUUACUGGUUCGAACGGUGCUAUGGCAAUUAAUUAAUUCCAACCGGAGGCGCAGACCUGCCUGCCACCUUAUUUGCAUACUCCAUCGACGGAACGCAUCGCUUAACGACCGGAAUCGCAUCCUCCGGAGUGAAAGCCAUCUUUUUCACACCGAUUACGACCACUUUCCAACAUUGUAACGCGAUUAAAAAUUAGCAUCUGCUGCUCCUGAAUUGCUCCCCGGCGAGGAGAAAGUAAAACGCUUUGUAAAUUUUACGUCUGCACUCGUGAGAUAGUCACCGAUGGCUAAUUGAAACGAUGAUAGGUGUUGCGUAAUACAUCCGACGCCUCGUGUUCCGUCAGUGACUCGUCUGAAAUAAUUGUUAAAUAAUCUUGACGUUAGAAAAUGUCAUAUUUUCGUGGUUACCUGUUUUUCCUCGUGCAAUUUCAUAUUCGAGAAAGGAAUGUGUCUCUCUAGUUUUUCGAAAAUAUUUUCCGAUCUGAUUAUCAUCGGGAGGAAUUUACGAAAUUUCUACAGUUUGGAGAAAUAUUCCGAGAGUGAUACACGUAUCUUUCCUUGAAUAUUGCGAAACGGAAUGCUAUAUGUGAUGACCUUACGUUAAUUUUUGUUCGAUGCAGGUGACCGCGAGACCACAAAACCUUGAUACUCUUUACUUGAUUAGUUUGGCUCAUUUCUGCUGUACAAAAAAAUAAGAGAAAACGAGUGAGGAAAUAAAUUAUAAGAGAACGCCGAUUAAAAAUAAAUGCG